GGACAGGUGUGGGUUGCUAUGACUUGUGAAAAAUAUAAGCGUAGGCCUAGCUAGCCUACUGCGUUUGUCAGCGCUAUUUUGUUAAAAGCCGGAAAAGAGACGGCACAAAUCAAGUAUGCGAAGCGAACUAAGGAGUUCUUUUCCUUUUUAACUGGAGGCCAGUAGGAGACCAAACUGGAGACAUUUGCCCCAAUGUCAGGGAUUCCGCUCCUGUGCUUCUCCACUUUGUUGGUCAGACUGACAAGCGCUGGAAUCAAUGACGAUUUGUUCACCAGCUGUCCCGCUUUCUACCACAACAUGAGACAGCCCAUCGAAGCACAUCGUCGGAUAGAUGGGUUUGAAAAACUGUACUGGGUCAGAAAUUCACUCACCAGAGAGGUGCUGGGCUCCUGUACAAGGCAACCAGGGAAUGUUUUACAGCACACCAUUUGCAACACCACUCACUCUGACUUCGUGCUAGAGAUUGUUCCUGAUGGCAUGGCGCUACGUCCAGGACUCUGGCGGAGAAACGCAGAUCCAGGCGACAUUCCAAACAAUAAUAAUAUAAUCGUAAUCGACAGAUUAAGAAACAGCAACGAGGUCAAGGACGGCAGAGAGAAAAAAGACAGCAGCAGCGGUCGUCGGAAAGUACUCCGGCGAGAAAUAAAUACACCCGAAGCGGAAAUAUUUCAAGUUUACGCUACCAUCAUGUAUGUGGACCCCAUGAGAGACUUUUUGGGCACCUUUGUGGAAGUUGAGAAAGCAACAGGGGAGACAACUAAACUUCUGCUAUACUGCCCCAUUAAAAUGUUCGCACCGGUCCAGACCGGGCGAUGCUGGGCUGACUUGGAGGGAGACCGUCUCACGAUGACCUGUGAGAGCCCCAGUGUCUACCCACGGCUCUUGUGCUCACUCUCGGAAGUGAGCGGAGACGGAGGUGAGGUCCAUGAGCUCCUUGACCAGCCCUUUGAGUAUUUGCAAAAGGAAGACAACAGCGGGACCUGCCAAACACACAUGAACCUUUCCAGUGUCACAGGUUCAGAGUUCAUCAUGGACCUAAGAGCAGAGGUGGCAGUUUUCAACACUUACGGGCCUGGAAUGUCCUCGGACUCGGGACCAAGAAACCGCGUACUGUCUAUUAAAAUACACCUGGGCCCCCCUUUUCCAUUCAUUGACCCGUAUUGCGAAUAUCCUAAGAAAUACUUCCCGGUCAAAGGCACGCUACAGAUGUACAUAGAUUGUACUUGCUCGCCGAAGGACUCAGAUCUCAGCUCUGCACAUGUCCAGUGGUACCACGCGGGCCAACCAGUGGGAAAAACUGAUGAUGCCACAGGGGAUGCUGUGGUGAAACUCUUCCUAAGAAAGGACUUGAAUGAGGAGAAGCAGGUAUACAUAUGCCAGGGGACCAACUCACUCGUGGAUGUUUUACCCCAAUUCACAAAGACUGAAGACCAGCUGAUUGUGCCAGUUUCAACUCCACCUGAGCUCAGACUUGGCACCUCUGACUGCCCGGACGUGCUGUACCUGGGCCAGGUGGGCGAGUGCACGUGCAGACUGAAGAAUGUUGGUGCCCCUCACGCCAGGGCCGUCUGGAAAGCUUUGGACAAGGAUAACCCGGUGCGCCAACGUCGCCAGGAGGGCGGGGGGAGUGUCCUGGUGUUUUCUGUGCAGGAAGGCGAGUCGCGGAAGUUUCAGUGCAACGCUUACGCCAGGGAGGUCCCAUCGGUGUUUCUGGAGGUGUCUGAGAUCUACAUGGUGCACCAACACUCUUCCGAUUUGACACGUUCGUCUGAAAGAAUAGGGCAGAUCAUCCUCCUCGUAGGGGUGCUAUCCUUGGUGGGUCUGGGCAUCUACACAGGAGUCCUUUACUAUUUUUUUCUGGUAAAGUAAGAAGACCAACUGGAAAAAGAAAACGAGGAAGACCGACUGGAAGCUAUAGAGGCACAGUAAGAGUUGAGUCAAUUACCCAGGGCCUGGAUGUGUCCAAAUUGGAGAAAGUGGCCAGGGACAGG
Molecule: messenger RNA, 1991 nt
Organism: Aplysia californica (California sea hare)
Lineage: Eukaryota; Metazoa; Mollusca; Gastropoda; Aplysiida; Aplysiidae
Source: RefSeq, a predicted model, not a curated record